CCUAUUAAACGUCAAAUUACUUUAUGAUUUUACAAAUUAAGCACCAAAAUAUCAUGUUUUACAACAAGUCUGCCACUUGUUUGGGAGUGUGGCUGCACUUGUGUUGUUGUUGGGCAUGUUGACACGCUGUGCGUAGCUGUAUAGAGAAACAGCUGUGGAUCCGGGUGGGAGGCAGACUUCAUUAGAUAAUACAGAACGUUGGAUAAGCGAGACUCUACUGUAGCAAUUCCCCUCCAUUGUGUUUCCAGGAGCAUCCCAAGUCCUAGACUCCUGAAAACAGAAUGAUGUGCUGCUUUUUGCAAUCAGAGAGAUAUACUAUUCCCUGAAAAAAGAUGUGGAGUUUUGUGUGCGGACUUUUGAAAGGAACUGGUGGUUUACAGACCAGGAGUUCCCCAUGAGUCCAAGAAAAAUGUAAAACAGCAACCUAUUCAUAGGAAAGAACCUGAACAAAACUUUUAAAAUUAAAUGAUAACUCCACGUUUUAGAAACCUGUUACAAGUAUCCAUUUGCUUUAAAAGCAGAAGUAGGACCCUGAGGCACCAAGUGGACUGUAACCUCUAAUAUUGUCACCAAUGGUUGGGGAUGAUGAGAAGAAGUGAAAAAUGCCAGGAUGGACAUAGGCCAUAUGACUCUCCAGACUAUCUGAAAGACCCUGUCUCCUUAUCUAUACCUGCCAGGACACUUAGGAUCUUCAGAAUGAGUCUGCAAAUCUUGAAGGGAGAAAAUAUUAGUGAUGACAUAGGUGCUGAAAACUGUGCCAUACUCGUCACAUCUCCAGAGCUCACAGGCAGGCCUUCCAUUCUUCGUCCAUCACAGAAAGAAAAUGUUCCACCAAAAAAAAUAAAGAAGUUUAUGAAGGUAACUUUUCAAACUCCUAUCCGGGAUCCUCAGACUCGCAAAUUCCUGAGUCCAGAUGUAAGGAAGAAACCUGAAACUUCUCCAUUAGUAGAUGACUGCAUUCCAAAAGAUCUUCUCUUGCCUCCAGUCAGUGUUGAGAAUCAACCACUACUAAUAACAGAUACUGAUUUAGCAAAAGAGGAGAUAGCGACAGAAGGAAAGCUCAGCUUUGAUUCUCCAAAUGAUGUCAUCCCAGAAAAAAACAGAGCACAUACUCCUGAAUCGUCUGUGUUGAAUGAUCCAGAUCCGUUCAAGAGCACCAGUGGCCUUCUGAAUUCCCCUAAAAAUCAACCAGUGUCUCUUUUGCAAGUUUGCACAAGAAAAGAAGCAAUGGAUAGAAAUUCUCUUUCACUUUGUUCAGUUUAUCUGGAAUCUGCUACUGAAAAUAAUCUGUCUGAGGAAACAAGCUAUGAACCAGCAAGUUCUUUUAACUCCACUUCAUUGCUAGAUAGUGAUUCCUCAAAGCAAAUAUUAAGCCUCAAUCAAGCUAUAAAGCAAAAUUUGAACAAUGCUUGCAAGACUGAGCUACUUUCAGUGGCACUUAUAGAAAAUAAUAUCUCAUCGCCUGUGCUAGAAUCUGGUAGCUUUGGAAGUCUCAGUUAUUGUAAAAGAAAAGAAAAGGGUAAAUGUCAAACAAGCACUGGAACAGAAGAGAAUUCUGUUCCCAAAGCAGCAUAUAGCUUUGAUUUUGAGAAGUUUGAUCCUAACUUCAACCCAUUUGGAGGCGGUUCCAAAUUACAGAAUUCACCUGACUGUGCUGUGUUCACCAUUGAAAGGAGUGAUACCCAAGAGGACAGUGGACUGUUCAAAGAAGCAGAGCAGCAUAAUUUCCCUGAGGAAUCAAGGGCUGUAGAAACAACAUUUGAAAAACAGAAAGAGAUUGAAGAGCAGAUUGCAGCUGAAGAACAGAAUGUAACAAAAGUAGAAACUCAAACUGAACCUUCAAGUGAAUUGAUGAACCAAAGUAUUGCAUCAGCUGUGGUUUUACGUCAACAAAGUUCAUUACAUGAGGCUGCAAAUGGUCUAACUCAGAAACCACAUCAGGCAGAAACAGUAAUGAAUAAUGGCAGUUUUUUGGAUAUAGACAAUGAAGAGUUCAGAUCACCCACUGAUGUUCUAGGAAUGGACCUAGAAGUAGAUUAUCUGGAACAGUUUGGAAUGUCCUCGUUCAAGGAGUCUGUUCUAAGAAAGGAAUCUCUCUACCUGAAGUUUGACCCUCUCCUGAGUGAAAGCCCUAAAAAUUAUGUUGAUGAUGUUAAGGAAGUAAAGUCUACAGGAGUCGCACUACUUCAAAAUGAAAAUUCAGUAGCCAUGACAGUGAAUGAAGUAAAAACAUCUGAUGAACAUGAAGAAAAGCCGUUGGUGCUUGAUCUUUUUGGAAUUUCCCCAGAUCCAGUCAAAACUCUACAACCCACCCUAGAUGAAAAGAAUCCUUCAGUAUUCCCUUGUGCUCUGCCCACUGAGGCCAUCAUUGAAGUGCUGAAAUACAGUCAGAAAGGCAUGGAUGCAGCUGUAGAAAAGAUUAAGCAUGAGACGGAUAUUGUUGUUAAAAAGCUUACUUCAGAGGUGCAAGAAAAGCAAAGAGAAGCUUUGGAGUGGAAAAUGAAGCAUGACAAAAUUUAUAUUGAAAGUAAAGAAAUGGGAACAAUUGUUGCAGAAUUUGAAGGCACCAUUACACAAGUGAUGGAAGAGGGCGAGAGUCAGAAAGAGCUUGCAAAAAAAGAAUUGCAGAAAGUACUUGAUGAAAAACAGCAAGUUGUAUCUGAUUUGAAAUCCAUGGAGAAAUCUUUCUCGGAACUCUUCAAGCGAUUUGAAAAACAGAAAGAGGCAAUAGAAGGAUUUCAGAGGAAUGAAGAGGCUCUGAAAAAAUGUGUUGAGGAGUAUCUUGCAAGAAUUAAAAAGGAAGAGCAAAGAUACCAAGCACUGAAGGCACAUGCAGAAGAAAAGUUAUGCAAAGCAAAUGAAGCGAUUGCCCAAGCAAGAAGUAAAGCUAAAACAAAAGCGUUGGCUCUUCAAGCCACUUUGCGCAAAGAACAAAUGAGAAUCCAGUCAUUAGAGAAAAGCAUUGAGCAGAAGACAAAAGAAAACGAAGAACUCAUAAAAAAUUGUGAUGACUUGAUUUCGAAGAUGGAAAAUGCGAUAAUCUGAACCAUCCCAUUUUUUCAUGCUGGUUCUUAAUUCAGACUUGGGAUAGUUAAUAAUGAAAUUUAAUGACUAUUUUCAUUUGCACUUGUUUAGCUUUAUUGUUUUUCUAUGAAAACUUCUAUAUUCUCUGCUGUUAUUUACAAAAAGCAAAUAAAUGUGUGGCACCAGUCUGCUUGCCAUUAUUUCUGUAAAUAGAAACUAUUGGGUUUUAGGUUUAUUAUUAUUUUUAUUUCCCUGAAAUGCCACAAUCCUGUUCUGUACCACCACAAAAAAAUUUUUUUUUCUCCUGAGUGUCCACCAAUAGACAUGGGAAGUCGUUUCAUUACAUCUUCACCUAAUGAGCCCAUUUAGGCUCAUAAGAGGGCAUCUCUUCCCAUUUUUAAAGACCUCUUAUGGUUAUGAAAUGUUCUAUAGCAAAAACUGGGUAGAAUUUCCCUGCAUUUCGGGGAAUUUUUUGUAUAUCAUGAGGGCCAGAAUAAUAACCGAAGUGCCUCAUACCAGUCCACUCUGCUCUGGAUCAAGUGUUUCAAGCGUUAUUCGAUUUCCGCGAAGAAGGAAUGGGAAGAAGUUUUAACUGAUUAAAAAUAAAAUAGAUUAUAUUAUUUGCA
Messenger RNA from Anolis carolinensis (green anole), 3650 nucleotides. Its product is annotated as transforming acidic coiled-coil-containing protein 3-like. NCBI's taxonomy places the organism in Eukaryota, Metazoa, Chordata, Lepidosauria, Squamata, Anolidae. Bases 583 to 3045 code for a protein of 820 amino acids. The record is from RefSeq and is a predicted model, not a curated record. Gene Ontology annotation, cellular component: cytoplasm. The transcript is spliced from 16 exons. Gene Ontology annotation, biological process: cell population proliferation; cerebral cortex development; mitotic spindle organization.